Molecule: messenger RNA, 1978 nt
Organism: Petromyzon marinus (sea lamprey)
Lineage: Eukaryota; Metazoa; Chordata; Hyperoartia; Petromyzontiformes; Petromyzontidae
Source: RefSeq, a predicted model, not a curated record
CUGGUGAUGCUGGUGGUGGUGUGAGCCUGCCGCUUGCUCGUCAACAUCCCUUCACGCACGUCGCUUUCAGCGCUGUUCUCUUCCACUCUCUCUCUCUCUCGCUGUCUGUGGCCGUGCUUGUGAAUGUCACGUGCUGGUUUAUUAUGCCUGCGUGCUGUUUAGCCGAUUGCACCGCUGCCACGUCCGUUUGGAACUGUGAUUGAUCGUCGAGCGCGCACUGGACACACCGUGGUGAUGGCGGUCAGGUGACGUGGCCCACCACGAUUCCACAGUGUGGAGGCUCCUCCCAGUCUCCUGUCAACAUCGACAGUCGAUUGGCCAACGUGGACAACACCCUGCAACCCAUCGUUCUCCACGGAUUUGAAAGUCUCAAUGCCGCCUAUAGGAUGAGAAACAAUGGGCACACAGUCAAGGUGUACUUGCCCGAGUCUAUGAGCGUCACCACCGGGCUCCCGUCCGAGCACACGGCCUCCCAGCUGCACCUGCACUGGGGCGCGCGCGACGAGGAGCCUGGCGGCUCGGAGCACACGGUGGAUGAGCAGCGUUAUGACGCCGAGAUGCACGUGGUACUUUACAACUCGGAGAGCUAUGCGAGUGUGGCCGAGGCUUUGGGAAAGCCCCAAGGGCUGGCUGUGCUUGGUGUCCUGCUGCAGGUCGGCUCACAGGAGCACCCGGCCUUCCAGAAGAUUGUCGAUGGACUUAAGAAUAUCAAGUACAGCAAUCAGGCUACGGACGUGGGCCCCUUCGAGGUGCGAUCGCUGCUGCCCCCCGACCUGGGACGAUACUUUCGCUAUGACGGCUCCCUCACGACGCCUCCUUGCACCGAGGGCGUCAGCUGGAUCGUCUUCAACCAGACCGUCAGAGUCGGCGUCCAGCAGCUGGAGGCCCUCCGGACGGGCAUAAUGAGCACCCAGCAGAACGACAGCCAGCAGGAGCUCCUGGACGCCAACUACCGCCUGGUACAGGCGCUGAACAGGCGCUCCGUGCGCGCGUCGUUUAGAACGUCCAUCGCCGUGCGCGGCAAGCCGGGCACAGACGAAGCCGCUCCGUGCCAGCAGCCGCUGGAGCGCGGCGGCGAGCGUGGUGAGCGGCGCUGGGGGUUCGACGGCGCGAGGGGCGUGUGCGUGCCCUUCCUGCGUGAGGGCCAGGCCGGCAACGCCAACAGCUUCCCCGACGUGGUGGAGUGCUCACGCUCAUGCCUGCCCAAUGGAGCCACGCUAUUCCCUGAGAGAGACUUGGCGUGCAAGCUGCCUGCCGAUUCGGGGCCUUGCGAGGAGUCCACCUACCGGAUCCAUUUCAACGCCAGCAAUGGGCUCUGCGAGUCCUUCCCGUACUCGGGAUGCGGUGGCAAUGGCAACUCGUUCCCCAGCACGCAGGCAUGCCAACGCCUGUGCGGUGCCCGGGCCAUCACGCGCCAAACCUCGAACAAUGCCGCUUCAGAGCCAGCGUGCGAAUGUGCGGGAAACACAACGGCGAUCAUUCUGGGUCUGCUUCUGGCCGUGACUGUGCUGACAUUCUUCAUCUACUUCUACCGGCAGCAAAAGAGGAAACAGAAGGCAGCCACGGAAAACGCAGCCAUGUACACACCGGCCACGACCAAGGAAACCAUCUAAACUUGCCAGAAGUCUCCUCCAAUUGUCAGAAACACAGCUCAAAAUCUCCUCAUUCGUGCGUUUUGGAGUAUCUGCUGCCCUCUUUGAUGCAGCAGGAAAUGGUUGAGUGUCUCUACUGAAUUAAUAGGCGACGUGGUCGUAUUUUUCGUUGCCGUUAAUUUAAUGUAUGAGAUGUGGUUAAGGGACCUUAUGUCUUCGCAGCCUUGAUGUUAUCGUUGUGACGCGCUCGAUCGAGUGACACAGUUUAUGAAGCCCAAUUAGACAAGUUGUCACUAAGGUUUCACACUCACGGGUUUGCCAUUUCCUAAACACAAAAGUUGUCUAAUAGCAAUAACUGUUGUGCAACUGUGAUCACGCUUUUAUGA